Messenger RNA from Rhizophagus irregularis DAOM 181602=DAOM 197198, 446 nucleotides. RefSeq lists its product as uncharacterized. The record is from RefSeq and is a predicted model, not a curated record. NCBI's taxonomy places the organism in Eukaryota, Fungi, Glomeromycota, Glomeromycetes, Glomerales, Glomeraceae.
AUGUCUUUACCUACUGAAUGUUCUAGUAACAUACUCUAUUUUCUUGAUAAGAGAGAAAAACAAUUUUAUUCCCAGGACAAGCACAUGAUCAUUAAUUCCCUCUAUAAUAAGAUUGAAUUAUCAAGUAGGAUUCAAAAAAUAUAUCAUAUGAUUAUUAGAAAAAGUACAACUUUUCAGGAAUUUGAAGUAAAUGCAACACAGAAAAAUUUUGUUGGCUUACCUAAAGGUUCCACUUUUACAAAUUAUGAACCUGGAUCAAUAUUUAAUUUAGAUUUAAUAACCGAUGAUGAAAAACAUCAGAAUACCAUUAAGGUGAAUGUCCUGUCAGGAGACGGUCCAUAAGCGAAUAGUGCAUUCACAAAACAAUAUUUGGAUAUUAUCAAAUUACAACCUUUAUAGAAAAUAUAUUAAUUAAAGUUUCUAAUUUGGAAUUGGAAUUUCGAAUA